Messenger RNA from Penicillium cosmopolitanum, 1509 nucleotides. RefSeq names its product Major facilitator superfamily domain general substrate transporter. Gene Ontology annotation, biological process: transmembrane transport. Gene Ontology annotation, molecular function: transmembrane transporter activity. The record is from RefSeq and is a predicted model, not a curated record. The transcript is spliced from 5 exons. NCBI's taxonomy places the organism in Eukaryota, Fungi, Ascomycota, Eurotiomycetes, Eurotiales, Aspergillaceae. The coding region runs from base 1 to 1509 and encodes 502 amino acids.
AUGGACGCGAAGGACUCCAAGGAUAUCGAGACUUCCGCGUCGUCGCCCGCCUCCGGCGCGCACGAUGCGCAUCUCGUCCUAAUCCCUAAGCCCAGUACCCACCCCCGAGAUCCUCUGAAUUGGUCCUCUGGAAAGAAAUAUAUGAUUCUUUCCGUGUUAUGCCUGGCAUCUUUCUCUGGCGCCAUCGCGCCUCUAUCAGGCCAGCUUAACCUUGCUGACCAGGAGGAAUUGUAUAAAAAGACGAAACUGCAAGAGUCUUACGCGAACUCCGCUGCAUUGGCUGGCAUGGCCGCCGGUCCAUUUUUCUUUGCACCAAUCUCCCACCUUCUAGGCCGCAGCUCCGUGAUCUUUUGGUGCAUUCUUUUUACGCUUGUUUGCCAGAUCUGGGGAGCUGUCAUGACCCACCCUAAUGACUAUAUUCCGUACAUUAUUUCGCGAUUAUUUGCAGGGUUCUUCGGAGCAGUACCGACAACUCUAGGCCCGCGCAUCGUGACUGAUCUGUUCUUCCUGCAUCAGCGUGGUCGCGCAUUCAUGGCGUUGCAUAUGGCUUUUCUCUUCGGCACUAUUGCUGGUCCAACUUUCUCCGGAUUCGUUUCCGCUAAAUCAUUUUUUCCCGUCGAGUUCUGGUGGACAGUCGGUCUGCUCGGCUUCACGCUUAUUUGCUGCUUUUGUCUACUUGAGGAAACUGGGUUCGACAGGGUGAAUUUCGAAAGAAACCCUGAAAUUCCACAGGGCCUUGUUGCGAAACGCCUUGCGACAUUCUUGUUCGGACAGAGUGUUGUAUUGCCGACAACCUGGAAGGAAACGGCCAAAAUCGGAGUUACUCCUUUCCUCAUUGGGAUCUGUCCUGUCACAAUAAUCAUGGGUAUAUUCACUCUCAUCUCCUUCGGUUUCUACGUCGGCGUCAACGCCCUCACGCCUGUUUGGCUUCAGAAACCGGUCGCAGCUGGUGGCUACGGCUUCACGCUCAAGCAAAAUGCGGCUUUCACCUUCUGCCACUGGAUCGGCAUUAUCUUCGUCCAGUUCUAUGGACAUUAUCUCAACGAUCGAAUCCCGCUUGCCCUAGCCAAACGUUGGAACGGUGGCUCAUGGAAGCCCGAGUACCGUCUGCACGUCCUUUGGCUGCCAAGUCUAGUCAUCAACCCUAUUGGGUUGGGCAUCUUCGGUGCUGCGUUGCAGUAUCACCUGCAUUACAUGGUGCUUGCACUUGCGGUCUUUUUAGUCACGAUCGGCUCUUUGGCUAGUGUGCCCGUCACCGUCAACUAUGUUGUAGAAUGCUUCACACGAUACCCUGCCGAAGCCGGCAUUGUGAUUCGGGGCUUACCCUUCUAUAUUAAUCCCUGGGUCGAAGCUGUGGAUGUUGGCUGGGUUUAUGGAAUGAUGGCGUUCUUUGCCAUCUUCUCUUACUUCUUCGUCAUGCUGCUGAUGUGGAAAGGACAUGCUAUUCGGGGGAUUCAAUUCUCUAGCAUAUCGUCCAGCGAAGAGGGAGAGAAACUUGUCGAGGAGUGA